Molecule: messenger RNA, 3835 nt
Organism: Cololabis saira (Pacific saury)
Lineage: Eukaryota; Metazoa; Chordata; Actinopteri; Beloniformes; Belonidae
Gene: glis2b
Product: GLIS family zinc finger 2b
Exons: 8
Coding region: 833-2368 (511 amino acids)
Biological process (GO): regulation of transcription by RNA polymerase II; smoothened signaling pathway
Cellular component (GO): nucleus
Molecular function (GO): DNA-binding transcription factor activity, RNA polymerase II-specific; RNA polymerase II cis-regulatory region sequence-specific DNA binding
Source: RefSeq, a predicted model, not a curated record
GGCUGCUGCUGCUGCUGCUGCUGGGCGGCGGGGGACACGACCAUCAACACUCUCCAGCGGCUCCUCGAAGGGCUCGGAUGAAAGAAAAAGCAGCAAAGGACACGGGGGAGAACUGCGCGGACAAGGAAAAAGCAAACUAUCCCACCGCGGCAUCUGGAAAAACAUCGAAGGAGAAGGAGACUGUCCUCCCAACCCGCCCUGGCCGUCGUUUCCAGCACUUGGUGCCAUCCCUUGUGCACCCCCCCUUGGAGCACCCAUAGGAGCCCCCCACCCUUCACCCCCACCCUCACGGCUGACUGGCGUUGCCAUUAAGCGAUGCGCCUUGGAUUUGGGUAGGAAUCACCCAUGCGCUUUUGGAUGCGCAGCACAAACCCAUUGGUCCUUAUUUUUCUUCAGUUCGGGCUAUGGAUCCGGGUGUUUACACUUUUGACGGGGUUCCAGUGUUAUGAUAACACGCAAAUGAUUCAUUCUGGGACAACACGCACGGCUGUCAUUCCUUAGAUAAGUCUUUACAUUAACAACCGGCUGUCACACACGCUGGGUUUGGAGCUUAUAUGUUUGAUUUUUUCUCAAGCUUAAAAAUAAUCCUGACAAUGGUCUACUAACAGACCGCUUCUGUAGUGUUUUUUUUUUACUUCGUUUUUAUCGAAGAAAAAAAAAGUGAUAAUUUGACAAGGAGUCUUCUUGACACCACAAAAGCCUUUUUUGAGACUAUACGGACUUGAGAAGUUUCAGCCGCAAAGGAAACGUGGAGCGAGCCGGAGACAUCGCGGCCAUAACCACAACAUUCUCCCUCUUCAGUGGCUGUGGAAGCCAACACCUGGAGCUGAAAAUGGCAGCGAGAUGGAGCAUCCUGUCCGCAGCCCUCAGGAUGAGUCCAGAGUUGGAAGGACAGUGGGCUGGAGUCAUGCUGUCACUGGACGAGCCCCUGGACCUGAAACUCCCUCGGCGGGCCAGCGGGAAGGACAAGGGAACCCGCACUCCUCGUCUUUCACCCCUGUAUCCCAGGCGCGUUCGCCAACUCCACAUGGCAGACGAUGGAACUGCAGUCAUAGAACCUGCGUCACCAGCAUCUCCACACUCAGGUGUGCAGGUGGUGCCUCAUGAUCGAACAGAGACCCCGACCCCCCCUGCUGUGGACCUCAGCAUGUCUCCCUCCUCCCGCCACACCCCCACUUCUCCAGAGAUGACCAAUGGCAACUAUGUCCCCUCAGGGAAUUCACACCUCUCACAAGCAUUUCAAUUCUUUGUGCCAAUCGGAGCUGGGUCAGGACUUCACCUGCCGUCCUCUAUGUUUAUUGGCCAGGCAAGUGACAAGAGAGCCUCUCCUGACCUUUCAGCUGAUGAACAACUGGCCUGUCGUUGGAAGAAGUGCCAUCUGCUCUUUGACUCCCUACAAGACCUGGUGGACCAUGUCAAUGACUUUCAUGUCAAACCUGAGAAGGAUUCUGGGUAUUGUUGCCACUGGGAGGGCUGUGCUCGCAGAGGGCGGGGCUUUAAUGCUAGGUACAAAAUGCUCAUCCAUAUUCGGACUCACACUAAUGAGAAGCCCCACCGCUGUCCCACCUGCAACAAGAGCUUUUCACGUCUGGAGAACCUCAAGAUACACAACCGUUCACACACAGGUGAAAAGCCCUACAUUUGCCCGUAUGAGGGUUGCAACAAGCGCUACUCCAACUCCAGUGAUCGCUUCAAACAUACACGCACACAUUAUGUGGAUAAGCCCUACUACUGCAAGAUGGUGGGCUGCUUGAAGCGCUACACAGACCCCAGCUCCCUACGCAAGCACAUCAAAGCUCAUGGCCACUUUGUGGCGCAGGACCAAGGCUCCACAGGUGGAGUGGGCUCCAUGCUGAAGGGGAGUCAGAGUGGAGGAUUUGCUAGUGGUGGGGGUAAGGAUUCAGAGUUGUCAUAUGUCAGUGGAGCCCACAUUUUAAUCCCCGGGGCAGCAGCUGCACUUCUGGGAGGCCAUGCUCUGCAGGGCCUGGGCGGUGGCCUGCCGCUGUCCCCCCUCAGUCCUCGACCCCUGGACCUCAGCACACUGGGCAGCCCCAACUCCCCUCCAUGUAGUCUGGGAGGCACGUCCAUCCUGUCCUUCAACGGCUCCCCUCUGGGCUUGACCAAGUCCCCCUUGCUAUCCCCGGGAUUCCCAUCCUCGGCCCUCGGCAUGCCGAUGGUGCCGGUUCUGGGGGCUGCGUCUGAGCGCAGGGCCCAGAACCAGCAGGCAAAGAGAGGCAGAGGAGAGGAGGCAGAGAAUGACAUGACUGGGGGGGCUUUGAACCUCUCCACUGGAGGCUCUCACGAUCCUCUGUCUUGGGUGGUCAUACCCCCAGGCGCUGUGGUGCUCAAGCCAGCUGUGGUCAACUGACACACACACACACACACACACACACACGCACACGCACACGCACACGCACACACACGCACACGCACACGCACACGCACACACACACAUACAUUCCAGAAGAGCUCAGGGGGUCGGGACCGGAGGAUCGAUGCCAUGGUGAGGGUUUGGGUGGUCAAGCAACGCGAUUGGCUUUCACAAGCAAAUCCAGGCAAUGCUUUGAGAAGAGACAUUGGAAAAAAAAAAAAAGUAAUUAACACCACAAGAUUUAAGUACACAAGAAUUAACUAUACAAGACAAGCCUCUUGGAUUGUUGGAAAACAAAACGGUGUUGAGGAGCUUGUACGCUCCUGUGUCUCUAUCACAAGGCCUCACAACAGAUUCCUCUUUGCUUUUUUUUUUCACAAACUUUAUCCAUUCCUGCUAGUUCUGCGGACAAGGACCAUCAAAACAACAGUCGUAGCGCUCUGUGUUCUCACAAAAGUCCUCAGUCAUUGUUGAGUAUUUAUAUAUGACGUUUUUUGACAGCGUGCCUCCGGCCGAACAGUGAGACGCUUCCAACCCGACCGAAGCGCUCACAGUCAGGCAAAUGUGCAUGUACCACAAAGACAUUUCAGAGAUACGGUUAUGAUCUAUUUUUUUUUCACAGGCCACUGUGAUGGAUGUGAUUCAGACAAGCUUGCAGAACCAAAGCAAGUGAACCCAGACCGUCCUGCAUUUUGUGCAGAAGACACAUCAGAUAAACACAGCACUUACUAGUGUCAGCUGGUUCUUGUAUAGAAACCUCAAAACUGCUGCUAACCUCUCUUGCUCCUCCAGUGCAACACAAACUGGGAAAGAGCACUUUUUGACAAUCUGUCCCCAGUUUGGGGAGAGUGACCAACACAGACCAGCCUAGUUCCACCAGAAUGUAUGCCAGGUGCAGACUAGGGGCUUUUAGGACACAGAGUGAACUCUUAUCUUCUUGGUGUUACAUCACCAGGCAAUGACCAAUCUCACUUCCUCUUUUCAUGAGUGAAAUCUAAAGCACUGGUGUGUCUGACACCCCCCUCUGGUAGAACACGAUAGACGACAUCCUUAUUGCCACAUAACAGAGCUAGCGCUGUUGUGCUCCUGCAUUGUCCAGCUGCUUUCCUGUAAUUGAAUCAUCAUGGCCAGUUUGUGUAUGAAAGGGCCCCUUUAGUGAUAAACACUACUGUCUUUUAUUUUAUUUUAUUUUUUAUGACUAAAUCAAUCCAAACCAGCUGUGGUCAAGCUGAGAUCCACUUACGUUUGGUCCAACACGAGCUUGUACCUAGAGAAGGGCAACCAGUACUCGAGUUGAGGGGGGAUGAGGGGGGAUGGCAUCUCCCCUGAAAUAAAAACGGUCAAAAUCAUCCCCCCUGUAAAACUUUCCAUCCCUUAUGUCAUUUCAUCAAUGAAUGUGGUUUUACUGCUAUUUCAACAUUUAGAGUCAUCGCCAGAAAAAUAACACCAGAAAAAUUUGACAAU